UCUUCCAGAAGGGGAAGCGGGCCACCUUCCCAAUCCGCCAUUCCCAUUACCCGCGAAAAAACAACGCGCCCCUCCUCCUCCUCCUUCAUCUUCCUCCUCCUCCCCCGUGGGCCCCGUUGCCGAUUCCGCCGACAAGCAACGGAAUGGACGACGUGGAGCAUAACAAUAAUGUUGAGGACCCAAAGAAGCCGGCUCCAUCCCCGGUUGUUCACAUCCGGGGACUGGCUAGCUCUGCCGAUGAAUCGCAGGUCAUGGAAGCCCUGCAGGAAUUUGGAACGGUCAGACACGUGGUGAUGAUGCCACACCGGCGGCAGGCGCUGGUGGAGUUUGAGCGGCUUGAGGAUGCUCGUGCCUGCGUGGCGGGGACGGCUGGUGACCCCGUGUAUGUGGGUGGGCAGCCCGCAUACUGUAACUUCUCCACCAGCCAGCGGAUCUCGCGCAAGGGUGGCACCCCGGCCGACGAUGUGGCCAGGACCAACCACAUCCUGCUGCUCACAGUCAACAAUGCUCUGUAUCCCAUCACUACCGAGGUGAUUCACACGAUUUGCAGCCCAUAUGGUGUGGUGCAGAGGAUCGUUAUCUUCAAGAAGAAUGGAGUGCAGGCUUUGGUGGAGUUUGAUUCCAUCCCAAGUGCUCAGCAAGCCAAGAGCUCACUCAAUGGAGCUGAUAUUUACUCUGGAUGCUGCACAUUGAAGAUAGAAUAUGCCAAGCCUGCACGUCUAAAUGUGUACAGGAACGAUAGCGAGACCUGGGACUACACUUUGGAAGGUCCUUGUGUGCCGAAUGGACAACAGAAGAAGCAGCCAGCACUGCUCGGUGACCAUCCGUCCACUAUGCGAGGAUAUGGAAACCAGCAAGGAAGUUACUGCGCCCAGAACUACUCGUUCAAUAACUACACUUCUGGCUCUCCUGGAAGCCCUUACAACCACACUGCGGAGGCACGUUUGGGGUUUGGCAAUGCGCGUCCGACCACACCGAUGAGUGGACCGGGCACCUGUGCCCCCCACAACAACCCAUGCCCCAUGGGGGGCUCAGCUGCCAACCGCGUGAUGAUGGUGUACAACAUGAAUCCCAGCGUGAUGAACUGCAGCCGCCUCUUCAACCUCGUCUGUCUGUAUGGCAAUGUUGAGAAGAUCAAGUUUCUGAAGAGCAAGCCUGGCGUCGGGAUGAUUCAAAUGGCCGAUGCAGCUUCAGUGGAUCGUGCCGUUGCAAACCUCAACACGGCACAGCUGUUUGGCCAAAAGCUCAGCCUCUCGGUGUCGAAGCAGCAGGAGAUCGUGGCAGGCCAGGCCUUUGAGCUGGAGGAUGGCUCGGACAGUUUCCGUGACUUUGUGGGCUCCCGCCACAACCGUUUUUCCACUCACGAGCAAGCUUCCAAGAACCGCAUUCUGCCGCCGUCGGCCAUCCUGCAUUUCUACAGCGCCCCGCCAGAGUUUUCCGAGCAGGCUUUCAUCCAGAUUUGUGAAGAAACUGGCGUGAAGAAGCCAAACGCCUUCAAGCUGUUUUCAUCCAAGAAUUUUGCGAAUACAUUAUUGACAGGUGAAAGGACAUCCUCUGGUCUGGCAGAGUGGGACAUUAAAAACGAUGCUACAGAGGUCGUGGCGGUGGUGAACCACCAUCAGCUCAAGAAUCCCAAUGGGUUCUUCGCUUACACGCUGAAGCUCUGCUUCUCGUCAGCCCAGCAGGUGGCAUGAAGCGCCCGUGGCGGGGCAAACGCACGCGGGGACUAGAGAUAGAAACCCCACCGAGUCCGCGCACCCUCCUGCACGCACGCCCCUCCUCCCACCGCCCUCACCCGCACAGCCGUCAACUUGCACCGCCCACCGCGCACCCACAGUCCAGCCCUUAGUCCGACAAGCCGCAAACGACUUACACCCAUGUCGCAAACUUGUUUCAUGUCUUGAUUUCAUUUUUUUCGUCUUUUUGUCAUGCAAAGGUGCAAAAUGCACCCGAUACUGUACGAUUAGGGCCACGUUGUGAGCAAAAGUUUCGCACACAAGUUAUUUUAAGAAAAUGGUAAAGGAUUUUGUUUUUGAAAGAUGGUAGUUUUAUUGCUUUUGACUCCCCCCAGGAAAAUGAAUGUAAGUCUGUUUUGGUUUGUACAGGCGGUUAAUUAUGUUGUGGUCUGUAUGGAAAGUAACCAAAUGUAUAAAGGUAUUUCUUUACCGCUUCACAAAAUUCAAAAGAAACGUCGUACUCAGAUUUUUAAUGUGAUUUGAUAUUUAGUUACAGUAUUUCAUGUCGCAGUACCUGUCAAUAAAGGGCUGGAUUGGUUAUGCAGGAAAA
Molecule: messenger RNA, 2286 nt
Organism: Lethenteron reissneri (Far Eastern brook lamprey)
Lineage: Eukaryota; Metazoa; Chordata; Hyperoartia; Petromyzontiformes; Petromyzontidae
Product: heterogeneous nuclear ribonucleoprotein L-like
Biological process (GO): mRNA processing
Cellular component (GO): nucleus
Molecular function (GO): RNA binding
Source: RefSeq, a predicted model, not a curated record